AUGGCCAGUGAUCUGAGAUUCCAAGAGCUGGAGGCGCGCCUGAGCCGAGUGGAGCAGGCUCUCAGCGUGAUGCAGCGCAGCGAACAGGCGAAUGCAGCGCAGGGCGAAGCCCUUCGCUGGGACAAGCUGCAAAGAGAGUUGGAGGAUGGGGACAGCAUAUCCUCCAGCGAGCUCCUGGAAGUCCAAGCCGAGCAUUUCGGGGGGUCGCUCUUCACUUCCUCAGGGGAAGAGAUUCGUGCCGGUGUUGCGACGCAUGGUCCUUGUUAUGAGCUACAGCACUCUGUUUGGGAUGCCUGCCUGUGGAUAGGCCUGCCAGUGCUGAGCAAGUGGGAUUCUGUGAUGGCAACACUGCUGCUGCUGCUCAACAUAUUCGCGCAAGUUGGGUUCGUGUUAGUGGUGCAAAUCGACAUGCUGGAAGAUGUCCUGACAUCAGAGAAGCUGGACGAGCUCCUUCUCUUCAGAGCCAACAUCGCCCACGACGCACGCUACGCAGAUGUGGGGGGCGGCCGGUCUUUGGCGCGCCGGGUUUGCUCCCAAGAUGAGUCGCUGCAACUUGCAAACUCACAGACCAGCUUGGUCACCGACUUGGCCAGCUACAGCGCCAUUGGCCCGGCUUUGGCGUUGUUGGCCAUUGGCUGCUGGCUCAGCACCACCCUGAAGGAGGCCUUCAACGUCCUAGAGUUCUUCGGGGCAAUCCAUUCUUAUCCGCUUGGAGACACCACAAACGUCGCGACUGCCGCAGACGAAGAUGCCUUGGACGAGAGGCCCCUUGCCAUCUCCCAGUUGUCCCGAGGGCGCAAGUAUAUGCUGUUGACCCUUGUGGCCUUCCCUCGCAUGAUGGUUGCUUGCAGCCUGAUGGUCACAGGAACCCGGUACCUUGCAAACACCCUCAACCUAUCUGACCUUAUCUUGAAUGCUGUUGCCCUGGCCUUCAUCUUGGAUCUGGAUGAGCUGAUCGAGUCUGCGUUCAUGCCGCGAAGGCCCCGGUUUCUACUGGACAAGCUCGGCACACUCCCGAUUUCUCGGCCUUUCUUCCCAGGGUUGGAGCACCUCAAGGUGGGGAAAAAUGAGCGUAUGUGGAACGCCCUUCAGAUCGCACUCCUGAUUGUCGGCCUCAUCCUGUCCUGGUACUUGUUGCUGCAGCCUCUCCACCAGACAGUGGACCUUGCACUGGACAUCCUCUGCAGUGGGAGGCAAGACUUCAUCUACGCAGUGAACGCGGCCACCGGGAUCAUCGAAGCCGCGCCCACUUUCCCGAAAGAGGGUGCGAUGAGGCUUUCUUCGCAGCAGGAGAACGUGCUCCAGCUCGCAAAGCUCGAGCUGCUCGCUGUGCAGGGCUUAGGAGGCCUCUACACCGGCUUUGUGAAUCAGCAAGGCGGCUGGACGACUCUGGACUCGGACGACACACCCACAUAUGAUCGAAUCCAGCAGGUGAUUCUGCUCGAUAAGAGCACGGUUGCUAUAGCUGCAAACAACUUGCCAUGCACCGAUUCCGCUUUCUCCCCACAUUUGGUGCGUUCCCGGCUGCGCAGCAUCACCAACGGUCAAGUGGACAGUUGUGCCGCUCUGAAGUCGCAAGAUCAGCUGUGUGCAGUCUUCAACCUCAGCAGCGUGCGAGCACUGUGCCCUCAGACGUGCGGCUGUGACAACCCUCUGGAACCCGCAGCUGGUGCCUUCGCCACCGUCCCCUUCGGCUGCCCGAAGAGAUGUGCACCGCUCAGGGAGGAGUCGCCCAAGCUCCGGCAGGCCCCAUGCAGGGACUGGACUACCAGGGAGCUCUUGGCCAGCGAGUACAUCCGGCGCUACCUCACGGGAGCCUUCACGUACGGCCUGAUGACGGAGCAGACGUGGCUGACCUCCAAGCUGGUGUACGAGGAGACCCUGAGGCGCCGGUUCUACGACUUGCUUCCGGGCCCGAACAAGACGGAGUCUUUGCAGAGGGCCGCCGAGUACUAUGCGACAGGAGGUUGGCACCGGGACGUGAUGGAAGGUAAGUUCGAGCUUGGGCUGAACAUCCCACACCCGCGAGGUUUGGAGGGCUGCGCCUUCUUCGCCUCCGAGGAGAUCGUCGAGCUGGGUGGCGGCAACAUCUGCACACCAAGGGCAGAGCUGGAUGUCUUCCUAUCACUCCGCCCCCAGUGUCCGGUGACGUGCGGCUGCCAUGCCGACUGGCAGGAAUGCGCUCAGCAUGCAGAGACAGCGCUAAUGCACGCGUUUGCAUGCAUUGCCUUUUCGCGCGGGCGCCACAGAGAGUUCGGCCGCUGGCUGCAGGAGGUGAUGCGGUCCAUGUGGCAGAAGCUGCAAGCCUAG
Messenger RNA from Symbiodinium natans, 2310 nucleotides. NCBI's taxonomy places the organism in Eukaryota, Dinophyceae, Suessiales, Symbiodiniaceae. The record is from the annotation of a GenBank genome assembly.